CAUUUUACGUAUUUAUUUUCUCUUUCCAAUUUCCUUCUGAAAACCCUAAUUUCUCACAUCUGUAAAUCAAUUUCUCCCUAAACUUAACCCACCCGUAGAAAAAAAAAAAAGAAUCCAAAAUUUCUGCUGGUAAUUAUGAGUGUUUUAGGAGAAAUUCAUCCGAAAUUAAGAUUCCUCCAUGGAAGCUUCGAUCUUUCUCUUCACUAAGUUCACUUGUUUUCACUUUGCAAGACUUCUUCUUUCUCUUUUCUUAUUCUUCUGAAUCUUACUUCCUCUGGAUCUCUCUCCUCUUUCUUUCUCUUGUCUGUACUUUUAAACUCAGAAGCUUGAACCUGUCGUGAUCAGAAAGAUUCCGCUGUCCUCUUAAGCUUCUCCUUUACUGUAGGAAUCUCUCCUUACAGAAUCUAAUGGAGGAGAGAGAAGGAACCAGCAACAACAACAACAUCAUAAGCAGCUUUGGUCUGAACCAACAUGUAGCUCCUCCUCCUCCUCCUACUGGUGGUGGUGUCUACCACAUGGACCCACCACGGUCCGAAAACCCUAACCCUUUUCCUGUCGGAUUACCCAACACCACCGCCGCAUCCGCAUCUGCCUCCGUCGCGGCGGCUAAAGCUUCGGAGAAUGCUGCUCCUUCUUUCAGCCUAACAAUGCCGGUGGAGAAUACGUCUUCUGAGCUAAAGAAGAAGAGAGGGAGACCGAGGAAGUAUAACCCCGACGGUUCACUCGCUGUGACACUUUCUCCGAUGCCCAUCUCCUCCUCCGUUCCAUUGACGACGGAGUUUGCUUCUCGGAAACGGGGAAGAGGGCGCGGAAGAGGAAGAGGACGAGGAAGAGGUCGAGGACUUGUAGAGCCGCCCAUCAACAACAACAAUUGGGUCAAGAAUCCUCAGAUGUUCGAAUUCGAGAACAGUUCUCCUGUUGUAAGAACUCCAGAAGUUGUUACUAGUGCAAGUUUUACGCCUCAUGUGCUCACAGUAAAUGCCGGCGAGGAUGUGACGAUGAAGAUAAUGACAUUCUCUCAACAGAGCUCUCGUGCUAUAUGCAUUCUUUCAGCAAACGGUCCCGUUUCUAAUGUUACACUUCGUCAGUCUAUGACAUCUGGUGGUACUCUCACUUAUGAGGGUCAUUUUGAGAUUCUUUCUUUGACGGGUUCGUUUAUACCAAGUGAGACUGGAGGAACCCGAAGCAGAGCUGGAGGGAUGAGUGUGUCUCUUGCAGGACCUGAUGGUCGCGUCUUUGGUGGUGGACUCGCCGGUCUCUUUAUUGCCGCUGGUCCUGUUCAGGUAGUGGUUGGGCGUUUUGUAGCGGGUCAGGAGGAAUCGCAGCAGCAGCAACAGCAGAUGAAGACGCAAAGAAGAGAAAGAUUUGGGAUCCCGACUUCAACACAAGCUUCUAACAUCUCAUUCGGUGGUGGCUCAGCGGAAGAUCCAAAGGCUAGAUAUGGUCUGAACAAGCCUGUUGUUAUUCAGGCACCACCAAUGUCCGCACCACCUGUACCCUUUUCGCAGCAUGAGCCUCAGCCAAGCACUAACGCUGUCCAAGGUUACUACACAAACAACACUGCUGAACAGAUCAGGGAUCUCUUCUCUUCUCUCCCAGGAGAGGAUGAUGAUGAUUUAGAAGGUGAAGAUGGAGAUGAUGGAGAAUUCGGAGACCAUAGCGAAUCUGACACCGAGGUUCCAAGCUGAUGAUUUAGUGAGAGUGAAUGAGACAUGGAUCGCUCUUGAUCUUGACCUCCUGCUUCGUUUUUUUCUUUGGUGCCUUGAGAUUCUUUAAGAGUGUAAUGGGGUUUUUCUCCUGGUUUAGUUGUUUCAUUAAACAGAGAUGCUCACUAAAGAGUUAGGGCUUAUUAAAGGAUGUAAUGUUUAGGGUUCUUUGACUUGUUUUCUUUGUGUCCUUGUUGUAGAAGUGCAAAACUUUUAAGUAUGUGCAAACUCUCAUUUAAUUUACUCUU
Molecule: messenger RNA, 1954 nt
Organism: Brassica oleracea var. oleracea
Lineage: Eukaryota; Viridiplantae; Streptophyta; Magnoliopsida; Brassicales; Brassicaceae
Product: AT-hook motif nuclear-localized protein 4-like
Exons: 5
Coding region: 408-1688 (426 amino acids)
Molecular function (GO): minor groove of adenine-thymine-rich DNA binding
Source: RefSeq, a predicted model, not a curated record